GAGGACCAUAUCCGAGGAUAACCCAAGGGCUGGACUGACUGGAAAAAGCCACAGGGCCUAGCGGCACAUUACCCAAAGGUCAUCAUGGCGUGCCUGCAUGAGACCCGCACACCUUCCCCAUCCUUUGGCAGCUUCAACACUAUCCUCACAGAGAGCUCCCUCCGCAAGCUGGACCCGGAUGCCUCCGACUGCACCCCUGAAAAGGACCUGACGCCCACGCAAUGCGUACUGCGGGAUGUGUUGCCCAUUGACGGUGGCGGAGGGGGUGGCGGGGGGCACAGCCCCACACCCAGCGAGGAGACGCACGACCAGUUUGCCAACAGCGUGCUGCAGCUACACGAGAAUGAAGCUGGUGGGGGAGGUGGAGCUGGCGCAGGAGCUGGCGCGGGGAGUCCGGAGGUGCGGGCUACCCGUUACCAUGCUGAUCAAGUCAGGAUCCACUGCCAAACGGGGAGUGGCUUUCUGGAAGGGCUAUUUGGCUGCCUCAAGCCUGUUUGGACCAUGAUCGGCAAAGCAUAUUCUACUGAACACAAGCAACAGCAAGAAGACCCUUGGGAGGUGCCCUUCGAGGAGAUCAUGGACCUGCAGUGGGUAGGCAGUGGAGCCCAAGGGGCCGUCUUCCUGGGGCGCUUCCAUGGAGAGGAGGUGGCCGUCAAGAAGGUACGAGACCUCAAGGAGACCGAUAUCAAACACCUGCGGAAGUUGAAGCAUCCCAACAUCAUCACCUUCAAGGGUGUGUGCACACAGGCUCCUUGUUAUUGCAUCAUCAUGGAAUUUUGCGCCCAGGGCCAGUUGUACGAGGUGCUGCGUGCCGGGCGGAAGGUCACUCCGUCACUCUUGGUCGACUGGUCCAUGGGCAUUGCUGGAGGAAUGAAUUAUCUGCACCUGCAUAAGAUCAUCCAUCGUGAUCUGAAGUCCCCCAACAUGCUGAUCACAUACGACGAUGUGGUGAAGAUCUCCGACUUUGGCACCUCCAAAGAGCUAAGUGACAAGAGCACCAAGAUGUCUUUUGCCGGCACCGUGGCCUGGAUGGCACCAGAAGUCAUCCGCAAUGAACCCGUCUCUGAGAAAGUGGACAUUUGGUCCUUUGGAGUUGUUCUCUGGGAGCUGCUGACGGGAGAGAUCCCUUACAAGGAUGUGGAUUCCUCAGCCAUAAUCUGGGGCGUAGGCAGUAACAGCCUUCACCUGCCGGUGCCAACCAGCUGCCCUGACGGUUUCAAGAUCCUGCUAAGACAGUGCUGGAAUAGCAAACCCCGGAACCGUCCAUCCUUCCGACAGAUCCUACUGCACCUUGACAUUGCAUCUGCAGAUGUGCUGUCCACACCGCAAGAGACCUACUUCAAAUCCCAGGCUGAGUGGCGGGAAGAGGUGAAGCUGCAUUUUGAAAAGAUCAAGUCGGAGGGGACGUGUCUGCACCGCUUGGAGGAGGAGCUGAUCCACCGGCGGCGAGAAGAGCUCAGGCAUGCUUUGGACAUUCGGGAGCAUUAUGAGCGCAAGCUGGAGCGGGCGAACAACCUCUACAUGGAGCUCAACUCCCUCAUGCUACAACUGGAGCUUAAAGAGAAGGAGCUUCUCCGGCGGGAGCAGGCUCUGGAGAAGAAGUACCCAGGACUCUUUAAGCAUCAUCCAUCUCGCAGCCUCCUUCAUGGCAACACAGUGGAGAAGCUGAUCAAGAAGAGAAAUGUGCCCCAGAAAUUGUCUCCACACAGCAAGAGGCCUGACAUUCUGAAGACCGAGGUGAUCAUGGACCCAACGCUGCCCCAACUUGCCAUCCCCGUAUGCCAGAAAGGCCCCCCGUCUCCCGGGCGCAGUCGCCGUGCCAAGUCACGCUACCGCAAAGUUAGCACCCGGGGAAGCUGUGGGGAACUGGCCGAACCCCCAGGAGCCAAGCGCCUGGAGCCGUGCGCCGCCCUGCGGGGGCUUCAGCACGACCUCCUGCUACGCAAGAUGUCGUCUUCCAGCCCCGACCUCAUCUCCACCACUUUGGGAGCUGAGGGGCGCAAAGGGGCAGCCGGGCCUGAAUCACCGCCAGCCGAGCAGCCCCGCAGCGAGACCCCCAGCGAGGACACUGCCUCUGUGCCCUGCUCCAGCAGCCCCGAGUCGCCGUCUUCCCGCCAGGGUGCUGUGGGUCCACCAGGAAAGGCGAGGCUGCAGCCGGGAGAGGAGGCUGAGCGGGAGCAGGGCAGGAAUAGCCGGGCAGGGACCACACAGCAAUCUCAGCAUCUCACACCGGCAGCCAUGUUGUAUCGGGCAGCCGUCACCCGGAGCCAGAAGCGUGGGGUCUCCUCUGAGGAGGAGGAAGGAGAAGUGGACAGUGAGGUAGAAAUGCCACUCCGGCAAAGGUGGCCUCAAGCCAUGAGUAAGCGGCAGUCGCUCUCCACCUUCAGCUCCGAGAACUUCUCCGACGGGGAUGGCGAGGAAGGUACCGCCAGCGAGGGCACCACCGCCUCCCACAGUGGAGGCACGCCGGAUGUGGCCAGCACCAACACAGAUGAGCGCCUGGACGCCGAACGCUCGGAUGACGACCUCCUGGGGCAUUCCGACGGGCUGUCCGAAAAGGAGGCAGCUAUUCGGCUCGUCAAACACCAGCUCGGUGCUGACCAGAAUGCUGGGGAGGAUCCUGCUGCCUACGAAGAUUCAGACUGCGACAGCGCCGAAUUAGACCAUUCCGGCAGCGGGGAGGUGCAGAGACUGCCGGACAUGCCCAGUUUGUGAUGCCACCUGCUUAGCCUUCCUUGCCCCCAAGCGCCAGGUUGUACA
Messenger RNA from Euleptes europaea (tarantolino), 2760 nucleotides. RefSeq names its product mitogen-activated protein kinase kinase kinase 12 (gene MAP3K12). Gene Ontology annotation, biological process: JNK cascade; protein autophosphorylation. Lineage: Eukaryota; Metazoa; Chordata; Lepidosauria; Squamata; Sphaerodactylidae. The coding region runs from base 85 to 2715 and encodes 876 amino acids. Gene Ontology annotation, molecular function: ATP binding; JUN kinase kinase kinase activity. The record is from RefSeq and is a predicted model, not a curated record. The transcript has 14 exons.